UUCAUUUCAAGGUUAGGUGGGUAAUACUAGUGCUGGUGUGUAGAUAUCUUACACUGUCAGGAGGAAGUGGAGAGAACUUGUGGUCAGAGCCGGCUCUGUGAGGGUGUGUGUGUGUGUGUGUGAGUGUGAGAAAGUGUGGAACUGUGUCCUCAUGGUUCUGUUGAUCCAGACAAGGACAUGACGCAGGACAAAUCUGCUAACGGACAGCUGAAGAUCGUGAUCGUAGGGGAUGGAGGCUGUGGGAAAACCUCUCUACUGAUGGUGUAUGCUAAAGGAGAUUUCCCUGAGACCUAUGCGCCAUCAGUGUUCGAAAAGUACAUGACGACAGUGAAUCAUGGGGGAAAAGAGAUUCAGCUGAAUCUGUACGACACAGCAGGCCAGGAUGAUUACGACCGUCUGAGGCCGAUCUCCUAUCAGGAUGCGGAUCUCAUCCUGGUGUGUUAUGACGUCACAAACCCGACCAGCUACGACAACGUGUUAAUUAAGUGGUAUCCAGAGGUGAAUCAUUUCUGCCCUGGUGUCCCUGUGAUUCUGAUUGGCUGUAAGACAGAUUUAAGAAAGGACAAAGAGAAGAUUAGGAAGCUGAGAGUGCUUGACCUUGACCCUGUCACAUACAUUAAGGGAGAAGAGACACAGAAGCAGAUGAAUGCUACACUUUACCUUGAAUGUUCAGCGAAACACCGUGAGAAUGUAGAGGACAUUUUUAAAGAAGCCACAAAGCUGGCGUUGGAUCACAGACGCAAAAACCGACAAGCCCGUAAGAAGUGGAAGAAAUGCAGUAUAAUUUAACAUCAACAAGCACAAAUUAUAUUUUUAUUUUUAUUUGUUUUACCACAUGACUGUAUAAAAGCGCUGUUAAUUAUUAUAAAUAGUAAAGUGUUUAUUUUAAUGGAGAAUGUAAGAAGAAAAUCUGCUGCUUUCGAAUGAAAGCAUAUAAAUGCAUAUUAAAUGUAGGAUUAUUUCCA
This is a messenger RNA of Silurus meridionalis, 965 nucleotides long. RefSeq names its product ras homolog family member F (gene rhof). NCBI's taxonomy places the organism in Eukaryota, Metazoa, Chordata, Actinopteri, Siluriformes, Siluridae. Gene Ontology annotation, molecular function: GTP binding; GTPase activity. Gene Ontology annotation, biological process: small GTPase-mediated signal transduction; cell migration. The record is from RefSeq and is a predicted model, not a curated record. The transcript is spliced from 5 exons. Bases 178 to 789 code for a protein of 203 amino acids.